AUGGCGUCUAGACCAAUGGAAGAAGUCCCUAUUAUGCAACAACCCACAAAAGGUCCUACAGAAGGUCCUGAUGAAGAUGCACUUCGAUUUAUGAAAUUGCUUGAAAAUGCUAAUCAACCUUGUUAUGAAGGUUGUAAGCAUUUUAGCAAAUUGUCAGCCAUUGUGCAUUUGUACCACAUGAAGUGUCUUCAUGGUUGGACCAACAAAUCAUUUACCAUGUUGCUGCAAUUUUUGCUUGAUUUUCUUCCUUCAAAUGCUAAGUUGCCAAAAGAUUGUUAUGAGGCUAGGAAGAUUAUUAAGGAUUUGGGGUGGAGCUAUGAGAAGAUUCAUGCUUGUCCUAAAGAUUGUAUUUUAUAUUGGAAGGAGAAUGCCAAUCUUGAAGCUUGUCCGAACUAUAACCGUUUAAGAUGGAAAAGUAAUGAGUCUAAAGCCAAUCAUAUGAAGUGGCAUGCCAAAGGUCAUGCAAAUCACAAGUUACUGAGGCAUCCUACUGAUUCUGAAGCUUGGAAAUCAUUUGACUCUAAGUACAUAAAGUUCUCAUCCGAGCCUCGUAAUGUGAGGCUUCGAUUAGCAGCCGAUGGAUUCAACUCAUAUGGAAAUAUGAGUAGUACUCAUAGUUGGAGUACCAAAGGUACUCUUGCAUGUCCCCCUAGUAACUAUGAUAGUCAGUCUCGUUGGUUGAAAUAUGGAAGGAUAUUUAGUUACAUUGGACAUAGGCGAUUCUUGGAUAAUGAUCAUAAAUUCUGUAAGCAAAAACAAUCAUUUGAUGGGCAUGUUGAUAUGAGAUCAGCUCCUAUUAUGAAUAUAGUCGAUUAUAUAAUUGGCAUAUUGUUGAACUUGGAUGGCAAGACAAAGGAUAACUUGAAGGCACAUCAAGACUUAAAGGAUACAGGUAUAAGAAGUGAACUUCACUUGGAAAAGGUUGGGAAUGAUAAGACACGUAUGCCACAUGCCUGCUACCAUAUGAAUGCCAGUGAAAAGGAUGGUUUUCUACAAGUUUUGAAGGAUGUAAGAGUGCCAAAUGGAUAUUCUUCAAACAUCUCAUGUUGCGUUAAACUCAAAGAAUGCAAGAUUAGUGGGAUGAAGAGUUAUGAUAAUCACAUCUUAAUGCAACAACUUUUUCUGAUAGCAAUACGCGGAUCAUUACCCCCCGAAGUGAGUAGGCCUUUAAUUGGCUUAUCUUAUUUCUUUAGGGAGAUAUGUUCCAAAGUACUAAAUGUGGAUAAACUUGGGGCUCUUGAGAAGAGAAUUGCAGUGACAUUGUGUAAGUUGGAAAGGAUAUUCUCUCCCUCUUUCUUUACAAUAAUGGUACAUCUAGUCAUGCAUUUGUUUAGCAAAGCCAAAAUUGCUGGCCAAGUUCAUUAUUGUUGGAUGUAUCUCAUAGAGAGGUACUUGUCAAGACUUAAAUCUUAUGUGUAUAAUAAAACUUAUCCAGAAGGCUCCAUAACAGAAGGGUAUAUAGCAGAGAAAUGCUUAGCAUUCUGCUCACAUUAUUUUAAAUCUGUUGAAACUGCAUUCAAUCGGCCUGUAAGGAAUGUCAAGGAAUCCAUGGGUGCGGUGGUAAGCAUUACACUAGAUUCAAAUUCAUGGAUUCAAGCACAUCUUUAUGUGCUAUUCAAUUGUGAAGAAAUCACUCCAUUUCGCGAUGUACACAUAGCAGAGAUCAAGGUUGAUUUCCCUUUUCAUGUAACCGAUGAUGUUAUUCAAAAGCAGCAUAUGGAGAAAUUUUGCGCCUGA
Messenger RNA from Quercus lobata, 1737 nucleotides. RefSeq lists its product as uncharacterized. Lineage: Eukaryota; Viridiplantae; Streptophyta; Magnoliopsida; Fagales; Fagaceae. The transcript is spliced from 6 exons. Bases 1 to 1737 code for a protein of 578 amino acids. The record is from RefSeq and is a predicted model, not a curated record.